Molecule: messenger RNA, 3782 nt
Organism: Perca flavescens (yellow perch)
Lineage: Eukaryota; Metazoa; Chordata; Actinopteri; Perciformes; Percidae
Gene: kdsr
Product: 3-ketodihydrosphingosine reductase
Exons: 10
Coding region: 271-1350 (359 amino acids)
Biological process (GO): sphingolipid biosynthetic process
Cellular component (GO): endoplasmic reticulum membrane
Molecular function (GO): 3-dehydrosphinganine reductase activity
Source: RefSeq, a predicted model, not a curated record
CCGACAAGCGUCCGUUUACAGUGCACAGUUCGAUUUGUUUUGGUUUGCAGACUGCGCUUUGUCACGGGGAGCCAAUGUCCACCGCGAUACUGUAACCUGUGUCGUUAAUAAUCUUUGACUCCCUGCCAAAAUCCCGGAACAACGCCCCCUCUGAGAUCUGUAAUUCGCCACCCCCUUUCAGGGCUGUCGUCUGCCUUGUCGCUCUGUUAUCGGACCUCAGAAGCUGGCCUGCUAGUUAGCAAACAAGCUAACGAUUGCCAGAUUUCACCCAUGUCCUCUGAAGAAGGGUUGAGCUCAACGAUCACAGAUUGGCUUUUCAUCAAUUCCUGGUGGCUUCUUCUGCCAUUCAUCAUGCUUCUUGUAGUUGCUGCCUUCAUCGUUGCCUUUGUGUUGCUGUUAUACAUGAUAUCGCCUCUCAUUAGUCCCAAACCUCUGAAACUGAACGGGGCCCAUGUCGUGGUGACAGGAGGCUCAAGUGGGAUUGGGAAAUCCAUUGCAGUUGAGUGCUACAGGCAAGGAGCAUUCAUCACUUUGGUGGCACGGGAUGAGGCUAAAUUGCUUCAAGCAAAGAAAGAGGUGGAGAAAUUUGCCAUCAAUGACAAACAGGUGGUGCUCUGCAUAUCAGUGGAUGUUUCCAGUGAUUAUAGCCAGGUGGAAAGUGUGAUAAAACAGGCUCAAGAGAAGCUGGGUCCGGUUGAUAUGUUAGUGAACUGUGCUGGAUUAGCCAUUUCUGGAAAGUUUGAGGACGUGGAAGUGGACCGUUUUAAGAAACUGAUGGAAGUAAACUACCUGGGCAGCGUUUACCCAACACGGGCCGUCAUAACCACCAUGAAGGAGCGAAGAAUGGGCCGCAUUAUGUUUGUGUCCUCCCAAGCAGGCCAGAUCGGCCUGUUUGGAUACACCGCCUACUCCCCAUCCAAGUUUGCUCUGCGUGGCUUAGCAGAGUCGCUGCAGAUGGAGAUAAAGCCAUACAAUAUCUAUGUGACUGUGGCCUACCCCCCUGACACUGAGACUCCAGGAUUAGCUGAGGAAAAUAAGACCAAGCCUCUAGAGACCAAAUUAAUCUCUGAAACUUCUGGAGUUUGUCAACCAGACCAAGUAGCCAAAAUCAUUGUUCGGGAUGCAGUGCAGGGGAACUUUAACAGCUCUGUGGGACCCGAUGGUUACAUGCUAUCAGCCCUCACCUGUGGAAUGUCACCUGUUACAUCCAUCACAGAAGGCCUCCAGCAGAUUGUUACCAUGGGAUUAUUUCGGACCAUCGCCCUCUUCUACCUGGGGAGUUUUGACAGCAUUGUGCGCCGCUGUAUGAUUCAGAGGGAGCAGUCAAAAGCCGCUGACAAGAGGGAGUAGCAGCAGCCUUACCUUCUUCACAGCCCAAUGCCCCUCCUCUUCCUUUACACACCCCCAUCCCAUCCCAUCCCAAGAUGUCCAGAUGUACAAGUGCACAACCAUAGGUGGGGAAAAGGCCAAGCUUUGAGUGCAUUUCUGAUAUCAACAGAUGGGAUAAAAAAAAACCUGGCAGAUGUUUACUCUUUGCUUGUCCAGUGAUGUAAUUCCUCUAUAGAAUUUAGUAAUUUCAAUUUUUCUAAACCCCUCAAGAGCAUUCCAGUGGCUUUUCAGUUUAAUGUGUCCACCUGCUUCUUUUUGUGGGAGCAGCCUUACUUUAAGGGAAUGGGGGCAGACUAAACAUCCCGCAGUCUGGUUUUAAAGUUGCUAGGCUUUGUGAACCACUGUCUAGACAUAAAGCCUCCUUGCCUCCACUUGCACAGUGCUGUUUUUUAAUUGUUUUUCGCACAGAGAAAAAGCAACAGAUAGCCUGUCUGACCGGUUGUGCCAAAUAUGGCUUGAAAUUCCCUCUCACCUAGGGGCUAUAGUGAAAACCAGAAUAAUACUCUAAGCUUUUGUCAUUUUGUUUCAUGUUCACACAACUAGGUCUACCUUGUAGGAAUUUCACAGUUUUCACAAUUUGCAGGCAAAGCACUGACUAAAUAACCUUUGUGUUUGGAACCAGUUGUGACCCUCAGUGUUUUGUUUAUGUUGUGGGGUGUUUAAUUUUUGUGCAGUGUGUGAACCAAGCCAGAUGUGAGGCAACAGUACUUUCAGUGAUAUCAGAGAGAGAGAGAGAGAGAGAUCUGUGUGAUGUUUUUUUUUUCAUUUUACUAAUGCAAAAACAUAAUCUCCAGAAAACAAUAAUAUUCAAACAUUUUAGACGCAGUGUUGGGGCAAAUGUUUUGGGGGGAAUUGUGUGCAUGAAUGUGUGUGUCUUUUGCAUUGGCUGGGACUGAGCCAAACCCCUGGGGAGAGAAAAGCCAUUAGAUUUUAUCGUCUCGGGAAUAAACGCACCAAAUUAUUUUCUCGGCAUCCCAUCUUUUUUCAAUGAGAAAGGAAAGCUAGUACUAUGGGUUGAAGCCAUAAAAUCAUAAGAUGGGAGGGGGGGGAGACCAGCACAGGUAAUUUCACUUUUCACCUCUGAAUAUACCACGUUUAGCACACUUUUUUUUUCAUGAACUGUGUAAAAAGAGGAGUAUCCUUUAUACAUGGAGUUGUAUGUGUCAGUGCACAUAUUCAGUCACCCCAGCCAGCCAAGAUCCAAGUGGGAUCCAUAAUUUGUUGGGGCGGUGUUAAAUCAGGGCAGGGUAAGACUUGCUGGUUCGAGUCAUGUCCCUGUAGGCCUAGUGAGGGCGCUAGAGAUUUGUUUUACACAAAGGCUGCUGUCACCAUGUCACAGUUUGGACUUUGCCGCUCCUAAAUGACAAUAUCGAUUCCCUCCUUGAAAAACCUUGUAUUUACCACAUGUUUACCAUAUGUUUUGCAUAUAGAUAGAGAAAAAGUACAAUGUCAACUCUAGCAAGUCUUCCUUCGGUCCAUCACAAACCGGGAGAAUGUACUUUAAUACAAAACACACAAAUCAGAACAUAUUGUUUUUUAAAUACAUCAAUAUUUGAAUGCCAAAAUGUGUUAAGACAAUUUCUGUAGAUGCAAUGGAUUUAUUUAAGAUUUAUUUCAAUGUUGCUGCUCUGUUGAUGUUGAAGUUAAUUUGUUAAAGCUGGGGGGCAGUGUGGGGACCCAUUCUAAGCCUUAAGACGUGACUACUGAUGAAGCUAAUGCUAUAGGAAUGGAUCCGUCCACAGAACAAUGUGGCUUAACCCACAUGUGGUUUACCAGUUCAUUUAAUACUUAGUCUUUAAAGCUUUUCAGUGUAAAAUGCCAACUGCUUUUGUGUAUUUUGUCCAUUUCCAGUCUUUAUAUGACAAACAGAAGCCUUACAGAAAUCCAAGUUAUGAAAGUGGGAAUGGAUGACUCAUGUUUAAUGAUGUUCUCAUUUGAAAUUGGUUAAAGGCAUACUGUCCUGCAAUCAAGAGCUUUUUAUAAUUAUACAUUUAUUGCUUUCAAAAGUUGUCUUUUAUCUUGAGGUAGCAACAAAUAGUUUAUAGAACAUAGAGCCCAUAGUAGCCCAUAUAAAAGCAGUUUUGUUUUAACCUUUAAGCUAUGCAAAUGAAGCCUAUGCUUACAAUAUGUUGGAACAUACAGUCAAGACUUGCGUUCUGUAAUCGUCGCGCUAGUUUCCCUUAUUUAAUGGUGUCAUCAGAUACUUAAUGAGUUUUUAAGUAUUGAACAUGAAAGUCCUUUUGCACGCUUUUGUUUCUAAUUUUUUACUUCAUUUCUGCCAAAAAAAACUUAACACCUUCACCUUGUGUGCCAUUGAAAGAAAAUGUGAGAAGUGGAACGUUUCUUUGUCUUAUUUUCUUACAUGAUAAACUAAAUAAAUACCUGUAAUGUAA